AUGUCUCAUUACGAUUGGCCCCUCUCACCAAUAUAUGAAUUUCCCCUCUCUUCCUCCUCCUCCUCCUCAUUCGAGCCGAUCUCUGAAAUACCAGAAUCCUACCAACUUACCUCCUUAUCAAUCAGCUUAUCAAUCUGCAAAGCCCGAUCUACUGUCCUUGCCCUCCUACGAAGGCAAGAUGAUGAACCUCAAGUGACGACUUCGCCUAAACAUCGAAUGAAAAGAGCCAAGGAUCUAAAGACGCUGAGAAGAGUCAUACCAGUUUUGACGAUUUUGUUGAUCAUCCUCACAUUCAGUUAUUUAGCUGUAAGACGAGAGCCUGGUGUUGAUUGGAGGAUGUAUGGGUAUGAGAAGAGGUAUGUAGUGGGUUUUGAGGGGUUAGGUGAUAUGGUACCUACUGGAUUAGUAGAGUGA
This is a messenger RNA of Kwoniella mangroviensis CBS 8507, 414 nucleotides long. RefSeq lists its product as uncharacterized. The coding region runs from base 1 to 414 and encodes 137 amino acids. Lineage: Eukaryota; Fungi; Basidiomycota; Tremellomycetes; Tremellales; Cryptococcaceae. The transcript has a single exon. The record is from RefSeq and is a predicted model, not a curated record.